Sus scrofa (pig) is the source of this 1221-nucleotide messenger RNA. Its product is annotated as ribonuclease A family member 1, pancreatic. NCBI's taxonomy places the organism in Eukaryota, Metazoa, Chordata, Mammalia, Artiodactyla, Suidae. Gene Ontology annotation, molecular function: RNA nuclease activity; nucleic acid binding. The record is from RefSeq and is a predicted model, not a curated record. Gene Ontology annotation, biological process: defense response to Gram-positive bacterium.
CUAUGAUCGCGUGUUAUGUGUCCUUUGCUAAUCUCUGAGGGCUCUUUGGUGAAUGCAGCUCCCAAAGAGGCUUAGUUGAGGGUUCUAGUAUCAGUGCUCUAGUGAUUUUCUCGGCUGUUUAUGGGAAGGAAGUUUCUUACAGGCAAAGGCUCACUUUCCCCAGCAGCCCGGGAAAGAGGGCAGCCUGGGCGAUUCCCCACCCCUUCCUCAAAAUGUCCUUGUUUUCCUGUGGGCUGAGAACACGAUGCUCCUCCCACCCUUCUCUUUUCAAAAGCCAAGCCCCUUUUUAAUCUGUAUAAAGUCGACAGUCUUGGGAUCUAGUGAUUGAAGAAACCGCCUUCUCUCUGAGACCAAGCCAGAGACCCAGGGUCCUUCAGGGCAGUAAGGCCACCAUGGCUCAGAAGUCCCUGGUCCUGUUUUUGUGGCUGGCCCUGGUGCUGCUGGUGCUGGGGUGGGUCCAGCCUUCCCUGGGCAAGGAAUCACCAGCCAAGAAGUUCCAGCGGCAGCACAUGGACCCUGACAGCUCCUCCAGCAACAGCUCCAACUACUGCAACCUAAUGAUGAGUCGCCGGAACAUGACACAAGGACGGUGCAAGCCGGUGAACACCUUUGUGCACGAGUCCCUGGCAGAUGUCCAGGCCGUCUGCUCCCAGAUCAAUGUCAACUGCAAGAAUGGGCAGACCAACUGCUACCAGAGCAACUCCACCAUGCACAUUACAGACUGCCGCCAGACGGGCAGCUCCAAGUACCCCAACUGUGCAUACAAGGCCAGCCAGCAGGAGAAACACAUCAUCGUGGCCUGUGAGGGGAACCCACCCGUGCCAGUCCAUUUCGAUGCUUCUGUGUAGGUCUCCACCAGAGAGAUGCCCCACCUCAUCACCAAGGCAUCUGCCUCUCCCCUCUGCUUCUUUGCCCUAGGGGGCAAUAACUUAAGGUAGCCAUGGCUCUUAUUCAUCCUCCACCUCCCACCCCUCACACAUGUGUUUACAUGCUUCUUUGGCUUGAGGGCAAUAGCUCAGGUCAGGUUUCUUAUCACACACACAUUUCCCUGGUUGAGGGCAACAACUCAAGUUACUUAGGGCUCUUAUCCAACAAGAGCAUGCGCCAAUGGCUUGAGGCUUGCCCUUACUUGGUUUGGAGGGUGAGGAGUGGGUUGUGAGGUGGGCCCAUGUUAACCCCUUCACUGCUUCUUUCAAUAAAACAUAUUUGCAACUAUCUGAA